Molecule: messenger RNA, 1398 nt
Organism: Pseudoliparis swirei
Lineage: Eukaryota; Metazoa; Chordata; Actinopteri; Perciformes; Liparidae
Product: claudin-4-like
Exons: 2
Coding region: 151-786 (211 amino acids)
Biological process (GO): bicellular tight junction assembly; cell adhesion
Cellular component (GO): bicellular tight junction; plasma membrane
Molecular function (GO): structural molecule activity
Source: RefSeq, a predicted model, not a curated record
AGCCCCUCCCGACUUAUGUAUAUAAAAGAGGCGCUCUGACCUCCCUCAGACAUUGACUCUUGGGAAUCUCUGGAACAAGACUUCACUGACUUCAAGCGACACCUUUGGACCUUGUUCCUUUUUUGAUUUGGGACGACUUAGCAAGAAGACAUGGUGUCUGCCGGCUUUCAGAUGAUGGGCACUGCCCUCUGCAUUAUUGGCUGGAUCGGGGUCAUCAUAGUCUGCGCCCUCCCCAUGUGGAAGGUCACCGCUUUCAUCGGGGCCAACAUCAUCACGGCGCAGACCAUCUGGCAGGGCAUGUGGAUGAACUGCGUGGUGCAGAGCACGGGCCAGAUGCAGUGCAAGGUGUACGACUCCAUGCUGGCGCUGCCCCAAGACCUGCAGGCCGGCCGCGCCAUGGUCAUCAUCUCCAUCCUGACGGGGGUCGUCGGGGUGUUCUUGUCGAUCGCCGGCGGGAAAUGCACCAACUGCAUCGAGGAUGAGCAAGCCAAGGCGAAGGCCUGCAUCCUGGCUGGCGUCCUGUUCAUCGUCUCGGGUCUGCUCUGUCUCAUUCCCGUGUCCUGGUCCGCCAACAGCAUCAUCACCAACUUCUACAACCCGCUGCUCAUCGAAGCCCAGCGGUACGAGCUGGGGGCGGCGCUUUAUAUCGGCUGGGCCGCCUCUGCACUGCUGCUUAUGGGAGGGGGGCUGAUGUGUUGGAACUGCCCGCCCAAACACGAGCACCCCCACUACGCGUCCAAUUUCAGACACGUGAAGUCGGUCGCCACAUCAAGGGAAUACGUGUAAGAUGGUCAGCGCAUCCUGACAUGGACUCUUGAGGUCACGGGAGUUGCAACCGAGGGAAAUGAUUUCAAAAUAAAUUAACGUAUAUUCACCGGCAAUGUAGAUAUAGCAUGAAAUCACAUGCUUGCCACAGGCUUGACACCUGAGCUUUGAUUGCUGUUGUUGCUUUGAUAGCCUGUGUGUCAAAGGGACCUUUCUCCCAGCGGACAUGUCGUCUUUGUCACGCGAGUGUAGCCGACAGCACAAACAAGGACUGCAUCCCGUUUGGUUGAGCCAGAGGGGCCCGGACAUUGUGCCCUUUGGUUUACUGUCGCACCUUCAUGGAUCGGAUCAUCCAUGUGAACUUCUCCUGCUGCAAUGAGAAACCGUGUUUGCUGUGAAAACAGUCCGUCUGACACCCAAAACAGGAAGUUGGCUUUUGUCCUUGCCUGACAUUGUCAUUUUAAAAUGGAAGAGCCUUUUAAAGGAACGUUGAAUCCAUGCUGUUUUGUUUUUUGACUAGGAUUUAAAUUAUGAUCAUAAUAAUUUUUUGUAAAUAUUUUGUCAGUUAUGAUGGUAACAGGACAAAAAGGCAAACAUACUACAUGCAGGCAUCUGUCUCAAAGAGAAGUGUCA